Messenger RNA from Calypte anna (Anna's hummingbird), 2594 nucleotides. RefSeq names its product frataxin (gene FXN). The record is from RefSeq and is a predicted model, not a curated record. Gene Ontology annotation, molecular function: ferroxidase activity; iron chaperone activity; ferric iron binding. Gene Ontology annotation, cellular component: mitochondrion. The transcript has 5 exons. Bases 25 to 606 code for a protein of 193 amino acids. Lineage: Eukaryota; Metazoa; Chordata; Aves; Apodiformes; Trochilidae. Gene Ontology annotation, biological process: iron incorporation into metallo-sulfur cluster; intracellular iron ion homeostasis.
GCUUCCGUAGCGAGCAGCGGCGGCAUGUGGAGGCCGGGAGCGGGCGGCGCGGUGCGCGCCGUGCAGUGGGCGGCGGCGGCGGGGCUGUGGAAUGGAGGUCCUGGGUGCGCCCCGCUGGCGGGGGCAGCCGCCACCGGCCGCAGCGGGACGCAAUUGCAAUAUGCCUCAGAGGUAAAGAGCAAGGCUGUUCACUUCAUGAAUUUAAGAAAUGCAGGAACUCUGAAUGACCCAAGCUCUUUAGAUGAGACCACUUAUGAAAAACUGGCUGAAGAAACACUGGACUCCUUGGCAGAUUUCUUUGAGGAUCUAACAGACAAGCCUUUUACCCCAGAAGAUUAUGAUGUCUCUUUAGGGAGUGGAGUUCUAACAGUUAAAUUGGGUGGAGACAUGGGAACAUAUGUAAUCAAUAAGCAAACACCAAACCGGCAGAUUUGGCUGUCGUCACCCACGAGUGGACCCAAGCGGUACGACUGGACUGGACGGAACUGGGUGUAUUCUCAUGACAGAGUAUCCCUUCAUGAACUACUAUCAAAAGAAUUUUCAACAGCUUUAAAAACUAAAUUGGAUUUGUCCUGUUUAAUAUAUUCUGGGAAAGAAGAUACUUGAUGAUAUUCUACCUCAUGGAAUUUUAAUGACUUCAACCACAAGCCAAGUCUUUCCUUCGUUUCUGAAGUACCUGAGCUUAAUUCUUGACUUGUUUUUCUUGACUUCACUAUGUUGUGCAACAGAAAAGAAAACAACACAUUUUUCUCUAGUGCUCAGUCUUUGGGUUUCUGCUCAGUUUCUUGGGUGUCACCGCUUGAAUCUGUGUCCAUGUAGUACAGGUUGUUAAAGUCUCCCUUCCUGUCCUUGCAUUUCUUACUUUGCUGCUGCAGAAGUGAGUCAUGAAUUUUUACUGCUGUAGUCUUGUUUGGACUAAGCCACCUGGAGUGCACAAGUGCUGAAAUACUGAUAGUGAGACAUUCAGCCAAAAAAGAAGUGAGUGCAAAUCAAACUGACUUAAGUUGUGGUACUGUGACUACAUUGUUUAAAAUCUGUGGCUAUAGUGAGUGAAUAACACAUCAAAGUUGAAUCAAACAUGCUACUAACAAAAUUACUCUGGCAGAUGGAAACUUUUCUUGUUUAACGCAAUGUUAAUAAGAGUUCUCCUCUCAGUAUUGCAGAACUUGCUUUCUCCAAAUUCUAAAUUGUAGCUCUUUCACAUUAGGAUAUUUUGAGGUGACCUCUAAAUUACUCUGGUCAUAAUGAUCAUAGGAAACUGCUUGUAUGAGAUGUUUAAGCCGUGCAGUAUCUCUGCAAACACUUCAUUCUAUUACUGUGGAUUUUUUAAUGUUUUCUUCGGAGAGUGAAGCUACAUAAUUUAUUGACUUUUUAAAAAUGUUGGUUUAGCUGAGCAAAAUCAAGAUCCUCUCAUGGUAGCAAAAUUUGCACUGUUGGUUCUGAUGCAUGUCUUAAGUGAGUGGGCUUAGAAUAUAUUUUUUCACCAUGACAUAGUAAGGUUUCCCUUAGUACUAUGUUGAUACACAAACUUUAGCCUUUUUGCUUUUUUGAAUUUAGUAUGAUACUUAGUUAUUUUUUCACUCUGUCAAAAAAUUAGAAUAAAUUAGAAUAAAAUCCAGAUCUUAAACCAAAAACUUUUAAGUCAUGAACUGGAAGAGGAACGCUUUUGAACAGUUGCAUUGUUACCACCAGUGGUUUUUAACUGCCUCCAAAAUAAAAGCACAAAGUUGUUGACCUACUCCUGAGGAAAUGGUUACACCAUACUCAUACAAAUUGUUCUGUCAGCAUAUGAAAAGAUGUUCAAUGCAAAAUGCUUUUCUUCUUGGUUUCUCUGAUGCUUGUGGUUAGUUUGGCAUGAUUGGCUAACUAGAAUUUUUAGAGAUGCGAUUGAUUUUGUCAUUGAAAAACAAUAGCUGUAUAGUACCGUUGCCCAGGAUUACCAUUUCUAGUAUGAGCGUUGUUACCUACUAUUUCCCACCAUUAAAUAAAUAGUAAUAUUUUACUGGAAGGAGUUCUUGGUUAAUUGUGCACACUGGUAGCAUGCUUUUUAAUCACAAUUUCAAAAUGACAAAUUUUGAAAUUGUCAACUCUGAAAUUUUAACUCUUUUGGAUGAGGUAAAUACAAUAACUGCCAGCUCCCAUGAGUACAAGAAUAUAAGCCUUGGGGGAGGGGGGAGCUUGCUGAUUUUUGUUUUGGUUUGUCUUUGUUUUUGUUUUUGUUUUUUUUAAAAGAAAAGGUAAAAACAGAACAUCUAGUUACCAUUUUGAACAUAGAACAAUGUAAACAAUUUACAGCAUAAGGCAAAUGGUAUUGUUCAGCUCAAUCUCGUAAUAGUCCAAACAACUAUUUGAGCAGGUAUGUAUAGAAGUUAAUGACUUGGUAUUUGGGACGACUUGAUAUCCUCAUUCUGAUCAAGUAUAGGUUAGAUAAUUAUUUUCCUGAUUUACUUUUCCAAAAAUUAUUUUCUUAAAUAAUUUGCAUGCAGCGUGUUUGCUAACAUACAUCUCAUUCAUAUUUGGAGACUCUUCAUUGCCUUAUGUCUCAUGCAAAUAUUUAUACCUCAGUAAAGUUGCACGUGGAAUUCUUAAUUCAC